Molecule: messenger RNA, 1989 nt
Organism: Papaver somniferum (opium poppy)
Lineage: Eukaryota; Viridiplantae; Streptophyta; Magnoliopsida; Ranunculales; Papaveraceae
Product: serine/threonine protein phosphatase 2A 55 kDa regulatory subunit B beta isoform-like
Exons: 14
Coding region: 144-1655 (503 amino acids)
Biological process (GO): peptidyl-serine dephosphorylation
Cellular component (GO): protein phosphatase type 2A complex; cytosol
Molecular function (GO): protein binding; protein phosphatase regulator activity
Source: RefSeq, a predicted model, not a curated record
ACGGAGAAAAAAGAGAGACAAUUAUUUGAGUGAGUUCUUUGAGAGAGACAAUGAUCACCAAAUUUCAGAAAAUCUGAAUUCCAACAAAUAUUUUUUUAGUAUACAAUCUGAUUCGACUAACCGAGAAUAUAUUAAAAAAUAAAAUGAAUUCAAGUUCUGUAAAUACAGUUUCAGAAUGGAAGUUUUCUCAAGUUUUUGGUGAAAGAACUCCUGGAGAAGAAGUUCAAGAUGUUGAUGUUAUAUCAACAAUUGAUUUUGAGAAGAAAGGAGAUUAUCUUGCAACCGGUGAUAAAGGUGGUCGUGUUGUCAUCUUCGAAAGGACUGAUAGGUUAGACUCUCGUAAUCGGAAGAAGUUGGAAUGCUUGGAUCAUGGUUUUUUAAAGCAGCAGCCUGAUUAUCGGUAUAAGACCGAGUUUCAAAGUCACGAGCCGGAGUUCGAUUAUUUGAAGAGUUUGGAAAUUGAAGAGAAGAUAAAUAAAGUAAGAUGGUGUACCACGUCAAACGGUUCAUUGUUUCUUCUUUCCUCAAAUGACAAAACAAUUAAGAUGUGGAUGGUGAAAGAACGAAAAGUAAAGAAAGUAAAAGAGAUGGAUCAAAAUCCCUCGUUAUGUAUGGAAAAUGCACUACUUGCGGAGAAGAACUUCGCAGUGGAACAGCAUGAAGCAUCUGUUUCUAAUGGCUAUCGUUUGGAAUGGACUGAUAAAGUCGGUACCAAAACAUCCCCGAAUUCUCAGGAAAGUGUCCACAAGUUUGGAGAGACUUCGCCUGCAAGAUGUCGGAGGGUGUAUAAUCACGCUCAUGAUUACAAUUUAAACUCUAUUUCAACUAAUACUGAUGGGGAAACCUUCAUUUCUGCUGACGACUUGAGAAUAAAUUUGUGGAAUCUGGAGAUAACUGAUCAGUGUUUCAACAUCAUUGACAUGAAGCCAUCCAACAUGGAAGACCUCACAGAGGUGAUAACAUCAGCCGAGUUUCAUCCAGUUCACUGUAACAUCUUAGCAUAUAGCAGCUCGAGAGGUUUUAUUCGACUCGUUGACAUGAGGCGAUCAGCGUUAUGUGAUCAAAACGCGAGAAUAUUACACGACAGUGAAGCUCAUGGAUCAAAAACGUUUUUCACCGAAAUAGUCGCUUCCAUUUCUGAUAUAAAGUUUGCGAGUGAUGGAAGACACAUCUUAAGUCGGGAUUACAUGAAUCUAAAGCUCUGGGACUUGCGUAUGGAAGCAUCUCCGGUUGUGGUUUUUAAAACUCACGAGUACCUCCGCCCUAAGUUGUGCGAUUUAUAUAACAAUGAUUCAAUUUUUGACAAAUUUGAGUGCUGCCUAAGUGGAGAUGGGAGUCAAUUCGCAACCGGAUCUUACAGCAAUCAAUUUCGAAUUUUCGCUCAUGGAGAUGGAAGUGGCGAAGGAAUCACGUUGGAAGCUAGCAAAAUUCCAAACUCCAAGAAGCAGCAUAUCCAGACAUCACGACCUAGACGGACAUCCAUAAGCAACCUGGCUCGUGGACAAUUCCGGCUAGGAGGACACGACAACUCAACGGAAAAUGGUGGAAUUCCUUGCGAUUUAAACUCUAAGCUUCUACAUCUCGCUUGGCAUCCCACAACAAACUUGAUAGCUUGCGCAGUUGCAAAUAGCCUGUACUUGUAUUACAACCCCUAAUUCUUCUUUAUAAAUUCUGCUAGUACUACUACUUACCAUUGUGCUUGAAGAAAAGCACCUUGAUGUAGUUUUCAGUUGAUCUAUUUUUAGUGAAGUUAAGCUAUUUCCAACACGACGAUCUAUUUAUUUUUAGUGAAGUUAAGCUAUUUGUAACACGACGAUCUAAACCUGCGAUGAACCGUAGGGAACCGUAACAUUAUAUGCCUCUGGGUGCGAAUCUAUACAUAGUUAGGUGCGUGACCCAACGGGCACUUACAUCAGAGUUUUUUGUUGUUGUGAUAAUGACUUUUGGGGUCAAAUUAUUUCUCUAAUGACAAGCUCUUUACCAUGAGAA